CUAAUAGCAGGGGACGAGUUUCUUGAGGAGCCUGUUUACCUGCGACACGAACCACCACACAUGUGAGCGAAACGAUGGCUACAAGAGAUGACUGGAGCGUGCUGGGCGAGUGUGUUAAAAAAAUAAAUGCUAACACAGCACAGCCGGAGAAAUUUUUGAGCCUUCAAGAUGGAGUGGCAGCAGACUUUAUUACCCUCACUAAGACCCUUUAUGACCUCCAAAAAGCUGAUGAACCUGCAGAAUGCAAAGGCAGCCCGUUGGCUCAGCUGGUGGUGGAAAAUUUUGAUGAAGAGCAGAUCUGGCAGGAGCUUGAGCUACAAAAUAAUGCUGUGCUGAAAUACUUUAAUACUACCAUUAUUGAGGGGUUGUCUUUUGACACAUUAACAACACUAGUAGAAAAGGAAGAGAGUGCUGAUGAUGAGGAGAAGGACGAUGAUGAUGAUGAUGAUGAUGAUCAUGAAGAAGAGAAUAUACCUCAAAAACGCUCUAAGAAAAUGGCAGUGGAGGCUAAGGACGAGGAUUACACAGAUGAGGACUCUGAUUUGGAUUUUGAUGUGGACGCUCUGGAGAUGCGAGAGAAACAGAAGAAGGAAUUUGGAAAGAAUAGCUCCAAAACAAAAGUAGUUCCUUCUGAGGUUGAUGAUAAAUUUUUCAAACUGUCAGAGAUGGAGUCAUUUCUUGAUGAAAUGGACAAGAGAGAAGGAAAGGAGGAUGAAGAUAAUGUAGACUAUUUUCAAGACCUGCCCUCUGAUGAGAACGAUGAUCUUGACUUUGAUCACAUAAGAUCGUUCGGAAAUCAAAAGCAAAGCAAAAAAAAUGUAAAGAGCUCAAGGAAUCUUAAAUACAAUGACUUCUUUGAUGCUGUGGAUGGUGAAGCAGCUGAGGCAGGUGACGAGUCAGAUGGCAAAGACGACAGCAUGGAUGAACACCAGGAGGACGAGGAAGAAGAAGAAAUAGAUAAUGAGGAAGAUGAUUAUGAGACUGAAGAGGAUGGUGAUGAUGAGCAUGAGGAGAUGAAUCAGCUGAAAGCCUCUGGUAAGAAAGUCACUUUUGACCUCUCUGGGGAUGAGGACAGCGAGGGAGAAGACAUGGCGGACAUUUUUGGAGGCAAAACAGCAAGCUCUACGAAGUCUGAGCCAAAAUCUUCAUUUGAGAAACGGCAAGAAAAGAUGUCAGCAAAGAUUGAGGAACUGGAGAAGCAUGCUCUGGGGCAGAAGUCCUGGCAGUUGUCUGGAGAGGUCACAGCACAGAUUCGUCCAGAGAACAGCAUGCUGGAGGAAGAUGUGGAGUUUGAGCAGAUAUCUAGAACGGCACUUGCAAACACGGAGGAAUCCACGCUGCAGCUUGAAGACAUCAUUAAACAGAGAAUUAAAGACCAGGCAUUUGAUGAUGUUAUCCGCAAGGAGAAGCCCAAAGAGGACGUUUUUGAAUACAAGAAGAGGCUAACACUGGACCAUGAGAAGAGCAAGCAGAGUCUAGCUGAAAUCUAUGAGCAGGAAUACCUCAAGCAGACUCAGAAACAAACUGAAGAAGAAGAGAACCCAGCCCACGUAGAAAUCCAAAAGCUAAUGGACACACUCUUCUUGAAGUUAGAUGCUCUGUCCAACUUCCACUUCACACCUAAACCAUCUGUUCCUGAGGUCAAAGUGGUGUCUAACUUACCAACUAUUACAAUGGAGGAGGUGGCUCCAGUCAGUGUUAGUGAUGCUACACUUCUCGCUCCAGAAGAAAUAAAGGAGAAACACAAGUCCGGAGACCUACUGGGUGCCAGUGAGAAGACAGCAACAGACAAGAAGCGUGAGAGACGCCUCAAAAAGAAGGUGAAGCGUGUAAAGAUCAAGGAGAAAGAGAAGAGACAGAAACUUAAAGAGGCCAGUAAAACUGGAGUGAACAACAAGCCAUCAAAGGCUGAAGUCAGAGAAAACCUCAAGAAACUCACACAAGCAGGCAAAGCCACAGUUCUGAAGGAUGAAGGAAAGGACAAGGCCCUGCGCUCCUCUCAAGCAUUCUUCUCUCAGCUACAGGACCAAGUCAAGAGUCAGAUCAAGGACAUAAAAGAUCAGUCGUCCAAGAAAAAGAAACACACAGAGGUUUCUGUCAGCAAACUGAAGUUGUAAUAGCUUUAGUUUGUGUUGUGAGAUCUUUUGAUUGUACAGAGUCAUUUAUUAUAAAGCUGCAAUAUAUUAAUUCAGAUAGUCUUUGUAAAAUGUUUCAAUUUUCAUACACCCUAAAAAGAUGGAUGGUAUUUGUUUUGUGUGACAAUAAAUUUUAAUUGACCAACAAA
Molecule: messenger RNA, 2284 nt
Organism: Betta splendens (Siamese fighting fish)
Lineage: Eukaryota; Metazoa; Chordata; Actinopteri; Anabantiformes; Osphronemidae
Gene: mphosph10
Product: M-phase phosphoprotein 10 (U3 small nucleolar ribonucleoprotein)
Exons: 11
Coding region: 75-2117 (680 amino acids)
Biological process (GO): rRNA processing
Cellular component (GO): small-subunit processome; Mpp10 complex; nucleus
Source: RefSeq, a predicted model, not a curated record